Molecule: messenger RNA, 1624 nt
Organism: Daucus carota subsp. sativus
Lineage: Eukaryota; Viridiplantae; Streptophyta; Magnoliopsida; Apiales; Apiaceae
Product: WUSCHEL-related homeobox 1
Exons: 4
Coding region: 501-1355 (284 amino acids)
Biological process (GO): plant organ development
Molecular function (GO): DNA-binding transcription factor activity; DNA binding
Source: RefSeq, a predicted model, not a curated record
CUCUCUCUCUCUCCCUCUCCCUCUCCCUCUCUCUCUCUCCUUCUCUCUCUCUCCUUCUCUCUCUCUCUCUAUCUUUUCUCUCCCAUCUCUCUCUCUGUCACUUUCAAUUUAAUUCUAAGAAUGUAUAUAGAGCUGAGCUAUAUUCCAAGCUAUUUAUGUAGGUAGCAUAGUUGACCUGUAGGAUCUAGAUUUAUAUAUAUACUUUCCUCCUCCUUUGCCUUCUUCUCAGCAAAGUUUUCUUUUGAUCUGCAUUGCUAAUCGUUCAGUCUCUAUCUCUGCAGAGUCUCUGAAACUAUCUAUCCUAUAAAUAUAAUAGUUACUUUUUGUUAAUUUACCAUGCAUGCAUCAUUUUGCUAGGCUACACAAACACAAUACAUCUAUGUGUACAAAUAUCAUCCAUUUUUAUAAAGUAUCUUAACUUCCCUGCCCAUGACAUAAAUUUGUUUAAGAUCAAAGCCGACUCAAAAACCUCAAAAACCAUACAAAAAUUUUAAUCCCGAAUGUCGAAGAAACCAUCAAAUCUCAACACUAUGUUCCCUUCUCCGGUACCAGCAACUGCUUAUUGUGGUUACCUUCUCAAACAUGAUCAUAAUUUUUGUGUUGCAAACCACCAUCCAAGCAGUGGGAACGAAAGAAACAAAAGAGGAGUUAUGAUUAAUACGGAAGAAGUGAUGAUGGGAGCUGCAAGGUGGACACCAACUCCCGAACAAUUAUAUGCUCUAGAGGAAAUCUAUCAAACCGGUACAAGAACUCCCUCGGCUACUCAAAUCCAACAAAUUGCUGCAAGGCUUCGUCGGUUCGGUAAGAUUGAAGGCAAGAAUGUUUUCUACUGGUUCCAGAAUCACAAAGCUAGAGAAAGGCAGAAACGUCGUCGACAACAACUACGUAACGAUCCCUUCCUAAAUCAGCCACAUUUCCAUGGAAAUGUACCAAGUUUAGGGUUAAGAAGGACAGGUCUCGAAGUUGGACAGGCUAAGAACUGGGUGAGCCCUUCAGACUGCAGUACCAUUUCAGAGGAGUCAGUAGUUUCUCUAGCAACAGCAGAGGUCGCAAAAGGCGAAACUGAUGAGAGAAUUGAGUUCGAAGAUACGAGAUUAAGGCUGACAAUGAGCACCAACGAGGCUCGAAAUCAUAACAAACUGCUGGUGCCCUACAAAGAAAUGACUAACAACAGUAAGGAUGAAAGAAAAUAUCCAACACUGGAGCUCUUCCCCGAUUGGAUCUGUGAUCGUAAUGAUCGAUAUCGGAUAAAUAAUGCACCAGAGACUGAUGAUCAUCGCGAAACAGGAACUACAAACAUCAGUACCAAGUUUGAUCCUCCUCAUUUCUUUGAGUUUCUUCCUAUGAAGAAUUAGAAAUGUAAGAAAAAAAUAUAUUUUUGUUUUUGUUUUUUCGAAAUUCACUUGGUUAUGUACUUGUGUUUGUUUCGAAAAGUUUGCAGAGCAUUGACCAUGCAUGUUCUAUUGUUGUGAUGUUCAUUCGACAAAUGAAAAUGUAUUAUAUAAUCUGAGCAUUUGCACACAGCAGUAAGAUACUAAUCACAAGAUGGAUAAAGACAUCUUAUACGCUUACAUAUCUUCAGCUGAGAGCCUGAAACCGGUCAGUUGUAUUUUGUUGCAUCUCG